CUCUGGUGCGGUCGUUACUUGACACUCAGUAAGCCGUUCUUGCAUCGCUUGGCGUUUUCCACGCCGAUUGCACCGUACAUAUCCCCGUUCAUAUCGCCUCACAAAACUUUUCACUCUUUUGGUCUCGACAGUGAUAUUCGUUGAUUUAACAGAGAUAUUUCUGUACGCGCUUCCGCCAGAGAGAGGUGAGAGUAUAACCACAUAGUCUAACAGCACUGUUUUCCGGUGAAUCAACAAAAAGUUCUGGGCUUCUCCAGUGAAUCUCAACAUGCUUCCUCAUGCCCUGCUUGCGCUGCAUUUAGCACUUGUGGCGGCCGCCAGCCAAGAUCAAGUAGUAAUUAUAAAGAAGUGCUGCGGGGAGAUGGAAGUUCUGUCGGGCGAUGGCCGUUCGUGCGUGGGAGCAGAUUGGCCGCGCAGCGCUGCGCUUCUCCACGACGGCCUCGGCCGGGUGGUCCCUCCUCUGGACGCCGCGUGGGUAAAGCUCUGGCUCCCUUCAGGGCUCCCGCUGCAAAGCGUCCUCUCCAUCGACCACCCUAACAUGCACGAUCGAAAUUUCUAUCGAAAUGCUGUGAGCGUCAACGCGUCUUCGGUGUGGAACCCGGCCCGUCGUCCCGACGAGAACCUGUGGAGGAGGCAGGUUGUUUUCUUUGGCGAAGGAGAAAUCGCGCGUCCCAAGCCGGGGGGCGGGCUCAGGAGGACCAGCGCGUACUGCGUGGAUGCGGCGCUGCCGCCUCUGGGCCCCCGCGCGCUGCUCUUUUCCACCCUUUGCACCGCCGAGGAGUGCGCGCACAAGUGUUGCGUGGACGGGCAGGCGCUGGAGCCUGACGGCACGUACUGGUGGUGCGUAGAGGACGGCCGGCUGGAUCCGCUUCCGCGAAACGUCUCGUUCUCAGCGGCGCUCGACCCGGAGUUCCCGUACGCCUACGGCAUGCACUGCGCCCGGCCCUCGCUGGUCGCGCGCCACCUCCGCACCGCGCUCCUGGCGCGUGCGCCCGAGCACCACUUCACCUUCGCCACGUGGCGCACGUGCGCCGACCACGUGCGGCACGCGGACGGCGGCGCGCUCGAGGAGGCCGUCUGGUACUGUGAGCACCCGCGCCUCGUGCGAGGCGUCUACCGCCUCCUGCGACCCCUCUGCGUCGCCUCCGUCGUCGUGUUGGGCGCGGCGCUGCUUGCGGUUGUGUGCGACUGUCGCAUGCGACGCAAGGUGCACGGCUGGUGCCUCGCCUGUCACGCCGGUUGCCUCUUGGGGUUCAACUUGGGUCAGGUCGCGUACUAUGUCACUAUCAGCGAUAUUAUAGACGACAACUAUGAGCACGGGGUACCACCUGAACUGGAAAACGUGUGUCGGCAUUUUGAUUGCAAGUGUCGUACUCCAGCGGUGUUGCCUGGAAGAAUUUGCUCGCAUGGUCUUUUGUUUGCUGGGGACUACCUGCGCUGCUGACGACUGCAUCUGCUUUUUUACAAAUCGACAGAAGUCUCUAUUACCCGAAGGAGACUGCAAAGUGGUACAAUCCAUCGCAUAUGGAAACAAGAGUGUGUUACACAGAAUUUCUCGUCGAAUCGUUUUCAGGUGUUUCGGGCAAUAUAUUAAAUUACAGUUCUGUAAAACAUGACACAGCGCUAUUCUAUUACGGUCCUGUCAGCUGCUUGGUCCUAACCAACAUAAUAUGUCUCGUGGUGACCUUAAGGAGAGUGCAGUACUUGAGACGAGGCAACUCAGUUCUUCGCCGAGAGGAGGAGAAAGGCGCACUGAGGCACUCGGAGAGAAGCAACCCUCCAAAAGAAAUUACUGUGAGCGAUGAUGGGAAGCCACGUGAAGGGAGAACCGGAAAAGCAGCUGUGGAUGUCAAAACAAUUAAAUUAUUCAUCAAAAUAUCCUUGAUGAGAGGAUUCGUUGAACUCCUGUCGGAGGUUGUAAGCUGGUCGCUAACGAAUUUCUCCGAGGAAAGUCGAUUCGACGUGUUCGACUACGACCUGCCCUACCGGGCGACAGGCUACGUCAUGGACUUCUUCCGGGCGGCGAUCGUCGCCUGGUUGGCCGCCCCGGAGGGGGGAUACUUGCGCCCGGUUCUCAGGGGUCUGCGGGGAAACAAGAACGAAGCGAAGAGCACUCAAAAAGAAGUUGCUAGUAGACGAAAGCACGAUGUUGCUUAGUAAGGGACUGCACAAGUGGGCAGCCACCUUGAAAUGAUCUAACCCAGCGCUUAUCUGGAGGCUACCGGUGUGAUCCACUGAUUGUUGUAAGCCAAAUUCAUGAGGAGGGGAGGAGGAGUCAGCUCGGGCGCGAUCAGCUCUAGUCGAAAGCAACUGGCAUGCAGGCAACUGCAGUGGAUCUUCGCAACUCCCGUUCUUCUUGAAUUUGAGCAAUCCGGGCGAAGAUAGCUCCCAAGAAGAGAAUAUGAACUCUGGCGAAGAUAAGUCCCAAUUAAGAAUAUGCGCACGGGCGCAAAUGCUUGCUUGCGUCAAGCAGACACAAUAUGAGAUUGGUAAGAGCUGCAGUGCAUGCAAGAGAAUAUUACAAAUGACUAGUGAUUUACACGCUAGAAAGCAAAUACUUUAAACUCAAAACGUAGUAUAUAUCGACUUUUUUAUACCUGAUGUUUUAAAAUAUACUGUUAUAAAUUAUGUAAAAUGAGCGUGAAGAAAUUUAAUUACUUUUAACUGUUCCUUGAAACUGAAAAGGUUCCAGGUAAGUUCUUGCGACUUAAUGAAGUUGUUAUAAUGGCUCUCCAUUCCUCUAUUUUUAUUAAUAAAAGAAAGGAUUUUUUAAAAUCAAUUCAUGUACCCUUAUAGAAUUCUUCAUACACGGCAAUUGAACUCAUAUUCACACAAAUAACCACAUGAAAAUGAGGAUUAGAGAACAUUGUACAUAAAGUGCCAAGUAGUGUAUUAGUAAAGAAAACAUUCUUAUAAUGUCAAAUUGACAUAUAAAAUGCCAGAAAGAUAGAUCACAAUCAACUACUUGUGCUGAAUGUUAGAGAAUAAAAUUCCGAGAACAUUUUUUAACAUUUAUUAUUUAUAUUUUCUUCAUUUUUUAUUCAUUAAUUUAUGCAUUUAUUAAAAAAUAAAAGCAUGUCAUUUUUACCUACAAG
Messenger RNA from Gryllus bimaculatus (two-spotted cricket), 3095 nucleotides. NCBI's taxonomy places the organism in Eukaryota, Metazoa, Arthropoda, Insecta, Orthoptera, Gryllidae. The record is from the annotation of a GenBank genome assembly.